AUGGAGGCCGUCCACGGCAUUGCCUUUGAGACCAGCUCGCCCUACAAUCCUCGUAUUAACGGUUUGGCGGGGGCAGCCGUCAAAUCCAUGAAGUCAUUGCUUCAAAAACACGCAGGCAUUGAUGGCAGCGAAUUUCGUGCGGCACUUCUGGAAUUGCGUGCCACCCCACGUCCUGACGGCUAUGAGCCCGCUCUGGGAACUUUUGGCCACCAUCUACGGACCCGACUUCCCACGGCUAGGUCACUAGAUUUUCAAUUGGAGCAAACCACGGCCUUCAGGGCAGCCCGACAAACAACAGAUGAGCGGCGUGUGCGCAAGGCUGCGGGGACUGCCUUGCCCAAACUGAACGUGGGCUCAAAUGCGAAAUGGCCAUUCCAAGAGACUCCUAGACACUUUGAGCUCUCUGAUUAUGUGCAAGAGAGCCAAGACAGCCACGAAAGGCGAAAGAAAAAGCGAGAAGACACCACCCUCAAGAUCCUCAGACUGAAGCCAACAGCUUUUCCGUCCAAGUUCAAGAACCUACCAAAGUACCUUUCAACCUGCCCUCCGAAAUCACGAUCAGGUCUCUCAACGUCCUCGAAACGAAUUGAAACUCAAUUGGCUAGGCAUGAUGCCGAGGUUGCUUUCUUAUUUUCAUCGGAUCAGAUUUUUUCUCUUGAUGAGAUCAAUAACAAAUGGAGGGAGUGCGAGAACCAAUACCCGGAUACUGCCAUGGUACACAGAUCUUCUGUUAUUCAUUUCAUUGGUCUCAUAGAGGAUGAGAGUGCUCCAUUGAAGCUGUUGUGGUCGGUUUCGGUGAAUGUUUUGUUGGAAGUAACCUUAUCUGUCAAUGGUUCGGAAGAGAACUCUGUGGAAGAAAUUGCGAUCGUUGUUUCAAACAAAUUCAAAGACAGGAAAGUGAACACGUUCACAGACCUCCUGAAUCUUGUAGUUUGGGCCAAGAAUAGAGCUUCGGUUAAGGAUUGUAAGUGUAUUCUUAAACGGUGUGUCAAAGAGCUCCAUGAUUUACUCCCAACGAUGACCGAAGACAAAAGCAAAGAAACUUGCAUUCAUCUGUGAACAAAUAAGGCUUUUGAACUCCAGGUGAUACUCUUCAGAGCUGAUGUCAUUGGCAGCGAUAUGGCAGUUCACCUCACCAGCCCUGUACAAGCCCAUCGUAAGAGAAGGUUGCCUCACACUCCCAGCAUCUGAUACUGUCAAAAGACUCUCUGCUGCAGUCACCAUGGAGACGGGAUUGGCUCAGUCAUCAUUGACCUACUUUGAAGAAAGGAUAAAAAAUCUUGGGGAUCGCGAGA
Messenger RNA from Tigriopus californicus, 1295 nucleotides. RefSeq lists its product as uncharacterized. NCBI's taxonomy places the organism in Eukaryota, Metazoa, Arthropoda, Copepoda, Harpacticoida, Harpacticidae. The record is from RefSeq and is a predicted model, not a curated record. The transcript has 4 exons. The coding region runs from base 1 to 1059 and encodes 352 amino acids.